Molecule: messenger RNA, 506 nt
Organism: Benincasa hispida (wax gourd)
Lineage: Eukaryota; Viridiplantae; Streptophyta; Magnoliopsida; Cucurbitales; Cucurbitaceae
Product: U11/U12 small nuclear ribonucleoprotein 25 kDa protein-like
Biological process (GO): mRNA splicing, via spliceosome
Source: RefSeq, a predicted model, not a curated record
UCUGUGAAAUCCGUUUCACUCUCUCAUUUCUUCCCUUUGUUUCGAAAUCCUUACACUUUGUUCUUACAAAAUUCAUUACUAUAAUCAAUCCUCCAUUAGUCUUCUUUCCUUUCUACUACCUGAAAAAAUCAAUCUCAUUCUUCAUGUCUCGAAUUGAACCCAUGGUUCCCGAUUCUUGCUGUAUCUCCCCUCGCUUUCGCAGCAACAGUUUUCGCCGGUCUUUUCGUUACAAGAAGCUUCCGCCGCAGCUCAUCCGCCUCUCCGUCUUAAAAUUGGACGGCUCGUCCUUCGAGGUGCAAAUUGCAAGGACGGCGACGGUGGCGGCGGUUAGAGACGCGGUGGAGAGUGUUUUCUGUGGAAUGUCGAUGAAUAAAGAAGAUGACAAGAUUUCAUGGCCACAUGUGUGGGGUCAUUUUUGCUUAUGCUAUAAACAUUUCAAACUCAUUGACGACAAAUCACGAAUCAAACAUUUUGGAAUUAGGGAUGGUGAUCAGAUCGGGAAGUAG